GUCGCGCUGCCGCUCGUCGGCGCGGGCACCUGGGAGUACAACAACUCCGUCGCCUACGAGAGCCUCUGCAGCGCGUUCAAGGCGGGCUACACCAUGCUCGACACGGCGAACAUCUACGGCAACGAGGCGGGCGUCGGCAGGGCCAUCAAGGACUGCUGGACGCGCCCGCGGUCCGAGCUCUUCGUCAUGACCAAGGUGCCCGGCGGCCUCAACUUCACGGCGACGCUCGCGGCGCACGAGGACAACAUGAAGCUGCUGCAGCUCGACUACGUGGACCACCUCAUGACGCACUUUCCGUCGAACUUCGACGGCAGCCACGCGUCCAAGGCCGACCGCCAGACGACGUGGAAGGCGCUCGAGAAGAUCUACGCGUCGGGCGCGGCGCGGAGCAUCGGCGUGAGCCACUACUGCGCGAAGCACAUCGAGGACGUCAUGGAGAUCGCCAAGGUCACGCCGUCGAUCAACCAGGUCGAGUACCACGUCGGCUCCGGCGACGUCGACGACGUCAUCCCGACCUGCGAGAAGUACGGCAUCCACUUCAUGUCCUUCAGCCCGCUCUGCGGGCCCUGCAACAACACCGCGGGCGACAACCUCAUCACGGGCAACCUCGUCUCCAAGGUCGCGGCGCACUACGACGGCGUCAGCGGCGCGCAGGUGUCCCUGCGCUACAUCGUCCAGCAGGCGCUGGAGCACCCGACGUACUUCGCGGGCGUCAUCCCGAAGAGCAACGACCCGGCGCACCUCGCGUCGAACCUCGACGUCUUCGGCUUCGAGCUGUCCAAGGCCGACAUGGCGCUCCUCGCGGCC
Aureococcus anophagefferens is the source of this 807-nucleotide messenger RNA. RefSeq lists its product as hypothetical. The record is from RefSeq and is a predicted model, not a curated record. The transcript has a single exon. The annotation marks the transcript as partial. Lineage: Eukaryota; Pelagophyceae; Pelagomonadales; Pelagomonadaceae. Gene Ontology annotation, molecular function: oxidoreductase activity.